Molecule: messenger RNA, 2174 nt
Organism: Electrophorus electricus (electric eel)
Lineage: Eukaryota; Metazoa; Chordata; Actinopteri; Gymnotiformes; Gymnotidae
Product: Krueppel-like factor 9
Biological process (GO): regulation of transcription by RNA polymerase II
Molecular function (GO): RNA polymerase II cis-regulatory region sequence-specific DNA binding; DNA-binding transcription factor activity, RNA polymerase II-specific
Source: RefSeq, a predicted model, not a curated record
UGUAGGACACCACGUUGGGGCUAAGAGCAGAGACACGUUGGUGGUAUAUUUUUUACCUUUAUUUUGAUCAGUUACAUGUACAUUUUGAUUUACUGUGUUCGCAUUUGCUUCAUUUCAAAGAGCAGCAGUCGUCGAUGCGUAAAAAGAGGUUGUACUGGUCAACAAGUUAAGUUUACGAGAUAUCUGAUCUGCUCAGGAAACGAGGUUCGUACUUCGCUUUGUUGUCCAUCGUAAUUACUAGCAAGAUAUAAUGUCGAUGUUUGCAUAUUCGGAUUAUCUCGCCGCCGAAUGUCUGGUGUCGAUAUCCAGCGGUCCUGUGCUUCAUCGACCCACCCCGGUUGCUGCGGCUUCUCAGGCCACUCCUCAAGGCCUUCCUCCCGGGGAACCAGACGGGUCGAGCGAGGACAGGGAGGUACGCGAGACCCUUAAAUUAGAGGGGUCCAACAUAACGACAGUGGCCGAAAUCCUCACGGACCUCCACGGGAAGUUUCGUCCCAUGUCGGCCUACUCCGAGAGCAGCAAUUCCUCAUGUGGCGAGAGUGGCUACACCACGUUGUCCGACUCCACCACCCCUACUCCAACUAUGACCCCUUCUGCUACCCCUGUUCCUGCACAGCACAAUACCCCCCAACAGAUUUGGGGAGGAGGGGCACCCAGAUCACCCACAAAGCGUCACCCGUGUACUUUCGACGGUUGUGACAGGGUGUACGGUAAAUCGUCUCACCUGAAAGCGCACAUCAGGACGCACACAGGUGAGAGACCAUUUCCUUGCACAUGGGCCAAUUGUGAGAAGAAAUUCGCCCGUUCUGAUGAGCUCGCGCGCCACCUGCGCACACACACAGGCGAGAAGCGCUUCCUGUGCCCGCUUUGUGACAAGCGUUUCAUGCGCAGUGACCACCUGAUCAAGCACGCCCGCCGCCACCCUGACUUCCACCCCUCCAUGAUCAACCGCAAGAGCUCGGGUCAAGGGUUGGUCCAGGGUCAAGGGUCAUCUGUUGCUGCGGAGUCUCAUUAAGCCAGUGCCAUUGUCUGAUCUGAGCCACUUUGUGGCUCCAUGUUGCCUUCUGGACCUUGAUUGGAUCCCUGUGACCACAUUUUCAGCACAUCUGCUUAACCUCUCAUUGUCUUCAUAGUCCUCACUUACGUGCUGAAGUGGUUUCGGGAGAAGCUUUUCACCUCAUCUUCAUUCGUACCUUCAUCAGCCACUCAGUGGUAAUGUUCAGUUGGUCUUCAAGGAACGAUAACUGUCUUCCUCAGCACAUUCCUCCUCGAGUCCGAUCGGUGUGAUUGUAUCAUCAAGCAUGAUUGACAAGUGAUGGCAAACCAGAUGCGAAACCUCUGCUUUGCAUUCAGAGGAUCUCAGUGUAAAGCAGUUUAGCUUUGUAGCCUGAGUUGAGAAUGGACAAAGUCUAUCCAAUCAAAAGCACAACAUGCUACUCCUUCAAAGCAGUUGCAAGCCAGCAAUCUGGCCUCCCAUACUGCAGCACAAACCUCGCGCUCCCUCUCUCUGUUUUUCCCCAGUUGAUUCAUGUCUGAUUUAGUCACAUCACUUAUUAGCCAUGUUUGAGAUAUCAAAGAUGGAUGUUUUCUUUUUUUAUUUUACGAUUUAUGUGCACAAGUGUCUGUUGUUGAGUGGACACAAUUCUUAUUGUCAUUCCAGUUCUAGGCAGAUAUUAUGCACCCCACCUCGUCUCUUCCUUUUUCACUAUGUCAUGUCUGAAACAAUGAGGUUGAUGUUAGCAGGCGCACUCUGGUGCUCUGUUUUUCUCGUUCAUGCUGUCUUUAACAUCACAGAGAUCAGACCGAAUAUCAAGUGGAAGAUCUAGUUGCGACAUGGUUUGGUAAUACUUGGUCGUAACACAAUCCUUAAAGAUACGCUGAACUUGUGGCGUUUUUCGGAUUGCGAAUUUUGGUUGGUCUGCGUUAAAUAAGCCACUGAGUUUUACAAAGCCCUGUGAUUGAUUUUCUUUGUUCAUGUAAUUAAUCGGCGUUGUUAAUACCUAUGUAUGCUAAACAUUGAUAAUGAAAAUAAUAACAGAAAAUGUAAACUAUUUAAUUUGGAUAGAAACAUUGGGCCUGUAACGUGGGGACGCAUCAUAUUUCCAUGCUGUUUGUGCUAAUUGAGGUCUAAUAUUCUAAUAAGUUAUUAUUUUUUAUUUGCAAUUGCUUUUUUG